AUGUGCCGCAGGUCUGUAUGGUGCGUAGACAAACAAUAAUAAUAAGUGGCGCAGCAUCCAGCUCAAAAUAUUUACUUCUGACAUCUAGGUCCAACACCUGUCACUCAUUCGUGACACCGUGAUCAUGUAAAAUCUCAUUUCCUCAAGUCUCAAUGGAUGAUAAAUAUAAAUAAAUAUUAUUUCAUCUCUGGCAAAGCUUUUUACUUUCCUAACUCACCUGGUAUCAAAGUUCUUGUCUAUUCUAGCCUCACGAUGUCUCUCUGCAUAUUGCAGAACUUUAAGCCAGUUUUACCCCAGUAAUGUGGUUCUGUGAUUGUGUUAUAGUGCUUGGGAAUAGCCCAGUUAGCCAGGAUUCAGAGCCAGUCUGUCCUGGGAUCAGAUAAUACAUCCAGCUAUACAUGUCCUGAAUGCCAGCUCUCCUAUUGUCAAUGCACUUUACCCUCUGUGGUCCUUACAUUAGAUGGUGUCUUCCUGUCCCCUGUCUGUCCCCAAUAAUGGAUGUAGUGAUUAUUUGAUUUGUCCCCUGCCUCUAACCUGGUGUAGAAUGAGUCCACACGCUCAGCAUGUGGCUUUGCUUUCCAUGCAUUGAGCAGUGCUUCUAUUCUGUUAAUAGAAGAAACUGACAUGCAUGCAUGGACCUGCUUACUAAGAGGGAAUUACUGGACCCAAUAUCCAAAUGCUCCUGUUAUAUAUAUCAGCUCUCCCAUGUGAUAAUAUAUUAUAUAUAUCAGCUCUCCCAUGUGAUAAUAUAUUAGAUAUCAGCUCUCCCAUGUGAUAAUAUAUUAGAUAUCAGCUCCCCCAUGUGAUAAUAUAUUAUAUAUCAGCUCUCCCAUGUGAUAAUAUAUUAGAUAUCAGAUCUCCAAUGUGAUAAUAUAUUAGAUAUCAGCUCCCCCAUGUGAUAAUAUAUUAGAUAUCAGAUCUCCCAUGUGAUAAUAUAUUAGAUAUCAGAUCUCCCAUGUGAUAAUAUAUUAGAUAUCAGCUCCCCCAUGUGAUAAUAUAUUAUAUAUCAGAUCUUCCAUGUGAUAAUAUAUUAUAUAUCAGAUCUUCCAUGUGAUAAUAUAUUAUAUAUCAGAUCUCCCAUGUGAUAAUAUAUUAUAUAUCAGCUCUCCCAUGUGAUAAUAUAUUAGAUAUCAGCUCUCCCAUGUGAUAAUAUAUUAGAUAUCAGCUCUCCCAUGUGAUAAUAUAUUAGAUAUCAGAUCUACCAUGUGAUAAUAUAUUAGAUAUCAGAUCUUCCAUGUGAUAAUAUAUUAGACAUCAGCUCUCCCAUGUGAUAAUAUAUUAGAUAUCAGCUCUCCCAUGUGAUAAUAUAUUAUAUAUCAGAUCUCCCAUGUGAUAAUAUAUUAUAUAUCAGCUCUCCCAUGUGAUAAUAUAUUAGAUAUCAGCUCUCCCAUGUGAUAAUAUAUUAGAUAUCAGCUCUCCCAUGUGAUAAUAUAUUAGAUAUCAGAUCUACCAUGUGAUAAUAUAUUAGAUAUCAGAUCUUCCAUGUGAUAAUAUAUUAGACAUCAGCUCUCCCAUGUGAUAAUAUAUUAGAUAUCAGCUCUCCCAUGUGAUAAUAUAUUAGAUAUCAGCUCUCCCAUGUGAUAAUAUAUUAGAUAUCAGAUCUACCAUGUGAUAAUAUAUUAGAUAUCAGAUCUUCCAUGUGAUAAUAUAUUAGAUAUCAGCUCUCCCAUGUGAUAAUAUAUAUAGAUAUCAGAUCUCCCAUGUGAUAAUAUAUUAGAUAUCAGAUCUCCCAUGUGAUAAUAUAUUAGAUAUCAGAUCUCCCAUGUGAUAAUAUAUUAGAUAUCUGUCACUCUCUGCAGUGGUUCCCAGGCCCCGCCCCCGAUUCCCACGUGACUGGUUGCCGGGAAUCUCUGGAGCCUCACAGGAAGUCUCGCGAGAUUUGUCGGCGGUUGCUAGGAGAUCGGGGACGCUGCACCGAGUAAGUAAAUACCGGGGAGAGGAGCUCGGUACCGGGGGAGAGAGAGGGAGAGAGCCUGGUACGGGGGGGGGAGAGAGGGAGAGGAGGGAGAGGAGCUCGGUACCGGGUGGGAGAGAGGAGCUCGGUACCGGGUGGGAGAGAGGAGCUCGGUACCGGGGGGGGGGUAUAGAGGAGGCUGGCAUUGCCUGGCACGGGUGGUGCUGUGACUGGCAGGACGUUAAUGCCCAGUAUCCAGACCGACAGAUAAUAUACAACUUCCAGUUUAACCCAGUCAGUGCCACGCUCCCAGUGUGUGCCCAGUCACCGCCACGCUCCCAGUGUGUGCCCAGUCACCGCCGCGCUCCCAGUGUGUGCCCAGUCACCGCCGCGCUCCCAGUGUGUGCCCAGUCACCGCCGCGCUCCCAGUGUGUGCCCAGUCAGUGCCACGCUCCCAGUGUGUGCCCAGUCAGUGCCACGCUCCCAGUGUGUGCCCAGUCACCGCCACGCUCCCAGUGUGUGCCCAAUCACCGCCACGCUCCCAGUGUGUGCCCAAUCACCGCCACGCUCCCAGUGUGUGCCCAGUCAGUGCCACGCUCCCAGUGUGUGCCCAGUCACCGCCACGCUCACAGUGUGUGCCCAAUCACCGCCGCGCUCCCAGUGUGUGCCCAGUCACCGCCGCGCUCCCAGUGUGUGCCCAGUCACCGCCGCGCUCCCAGUGUGUGCCCAGUCAGUGCCAUCCCAGUGUGUGCCCAGUCACCAUGCCGCUCCCAGUGUGUGCCCCAAUCACCGCCACGCCAGUGUGUACCCAGUCGCCGCCAGUGCGCCCCAAGUGUGCCCAGGCUCCCAGUGUGUUCCCAAUCACGCCCCAGUGUAUGCCUAUCACCACCACGCCUCCCAGUGUGUGCCCAAUCACCACCAGCUCCCCAGUGUGGUGCCCAAUCACCGCCAAGGCCCCAGUGGUGUUCCCAAUCACCACCUGCACGCCCCAGUGUGUGCCCAAUCACCGCCCCCAGUGUGUGCUCCAUCACCGGCCACAGUGUGUGCCAAUCCUUGGCCCAGUGUGUGCCCAGUCACCGCCAGCCCCAGUGUGUGCCCAGUCACCGCCACGCCCCAGUGUGUGCCCAGUCAUGCUCAGUGUGUGCCCAGUCACCGCCACGCUCCCAGUGUGUGCCCAGUCACCGCCACGCUCCCAGUGUGUGCCCAGUCACCGCCGCGCUCCCAGUGUGUGCCCAGUCACCGCCGCGCUCCCAGUGUGUGCCCAGUCACCGCCGCGCUCCCAGUGUGUGCCCAGUCACCGCCGCGCUCCCAGUGUGUGCCCAGUCACCGCCGCGCUCACAGUGUGUGCCCAAUCAGUGCCAUGCUCCCAAUUACCCCAAAUAGAAGCCCCUCUUAAAUAGUUUGAAUUGGGCCAGAAUGUUCCAAUGGUAGCCCCAAUUUGCUCAGUAUCAGUACUCCAGUAUUAUUCAUAAAAGUGCAAGGGGAGGGGAGGCUGGCUGCUGAUGCACACUAUAAUGUUUCCCUAACACUAUAGCCUUCCUUUAAUUUGAAAUUCUCUUUGAUUUCUCACUUUAGUUAAUAACCUUAUAUGUGUUAUGGUAAAACGAUGCAUGCUGUGAUACUGAUUAUGUAUGUGUGCUUAUUUUAUAUAUAUUUGUAUGAAUAAAGUGUGCAGAAUUUAAUUCAGAGCUCUAUAGGUAUUAGUGUAGUGUGCAAAUACACUGUAAAGAUAGUUAUUUGGGAAUCUUCUAGUAAGAUGUUGAAUGGCAAUAGUUCCCUAUAAAACGCCCUUCGAGCUUGUAUAUCCUAUAACAUAUUAUUAAUACGUUACUAUAGAAAUCAUUAUUACCUGCAGUCAAUAGGGGACAAUUUGGGACAAGCAAGUUUAACAUUAGUACUACUUAGUCCAUUCUAAUAGAAUUGUAAUUAAACACUGCCACCUCCUGGCUACAAGUUAUACUGCACUGACAAUAUCUACCAAAUUUCUGGGGAUGUUUUAUUCAAAAGCAGAAAUAGGGAGCUGUGUCUGGGACAGAAAGCUUAGCGGCCAUUCUAGGUUAGCGAUAGGAUGGGACGUUAACGACACUUUAUGUUUAUUGAUGCCUUGGGAGGUUAUAUAUUAAGACUGGCAAGUUUACAUAAAUGGAUUAUUUGGUAAACUGUCAAUUGUGGUAAAUAAAAAACUGAAUAGCAGAGUCUCUCUCUCCCUCUCUCCUUUCCCCCCCCCCGCCCAUGAGUUGGAGCAUUUAUAUCUAUCCAUUUGUCAGGGCUUACCUUAGCCAGAUAUUUGUGCUCACCCUUGCAGAUAUAGACAGUCCAAGGUGAUAAGGUUAGAAACCAUCAGGACUGUGAAUCUGUGCACGGGGACUGUGCAUGAAAGGUGUUUCCAAUACGCAGUACAGACAAUGGCAAAUCCAGAAGAGUAGUCAGACACAGUUCCAGGGUCAGGGCAGGCAGCGAACAGGCAAAAAACGACGAUCCAGAAGCAGGGGGGUCACAGGCCAAGUCAGUCUAUAAGCAACAUUAAACAACAAACCAACAAAGUUCCCAGGCGAGGGAGUGCUUUUAUAGCAAGCUAAUAAUGACCUGCUUCAGGUGGGCUUAGAUAGACAGGGGCAGCCACAGGAAAAAGUCCAGCCCCCAGUGCUGGAGACUAGGUGAGGGUAAACAUAGGCAGAAAUAAAAACUGAAGUGUGGCCCAGAGGCAAGACAGCAGAAAGAGUCCAGAGUUCAAAUUCCCUGUUGGACACUUCUGGGGUGACCACAUCUGGAUCACUAUUUAACCCUAUUUUAUGCCAUUAAGUCCAUUACAUACUAACUAGGUUAAUCAGUGAAUAAAAAAAUGUAGCAAAUUAAAAUUCAAACUGCAAAAUUUAUGUAAGAUUGAUCUUCAUCAUCAUUAUAGAUGAGUUGCUUUAUAAAAAUUUUCAAACUCUGCCACAGUCGCAGCCAGUAUUAAUUUUGUCGACUGGGCCUGGGAGGAUACAAAGAGUCACAGAGGGGCUGGUGAAGGGUCAAAAGAGACAGAGAGAGGCUUUAACUAAACCCAAUAGAUUUUAGUUGUGCCGACUAAAAUCUCCAGUAGUCUAUUCAGAUGACUAAAAUAUUACUGAAACUAAAAUGGCUUUUUAGUCAAAAGACUAUGACUGAAACUAAAUUGAAAUUUACUGCCAAAAUUAACACUGGUCACAGCUUGAAUAUUUUAAUAAUUAGAAUUGUAAACCCAUGUAUUGUUGUUUAGUUUAUUUUUUUGUUGAUUAUCAAAGAGCUUCAUUGCUGAAAGUAUGCGAUACAAUCACAUUUCUCCGUAUACAAUGGGUAGCACAUCUCUAGUAACAAGUAUCACAUCGUUGUACAUACUGUAAGGUCAGAAAUGUAUCUUCUUAAUAAGUACAAACAAAACAUUAAGUAAGCAAAAAGAAAUUAUUUACAAAUUACCAGGUGAGUGGACAAAUUAUUCAAUGUAUUGUGAGUAGAGCAAGGCCGCGUCACCCCGAGAACAUAUCUCAAAACCCUGUGUAUUGUCUUUAUUUUCCUUUAAAUUCAUUAUAAAGUCAGCAAUGAUCAGACGAGCUUCCAUCGUAGAUGUCGGAUGCAUUACAGGGCCGCUGUAAGGUUUGUUUAACUAUAACCUGUAUUAGUGUCAAGCACUGUUGUACAAAAUGCAAUGUGAUCUCGGUUAACUGACAUCACCUAUAGGAGAGAGAGAUGGUAAUAGGCCAUUAAUCCUGAAAGCCUUUUCCUGCACCAUUGCUUCUAUGACAGUCUUAAUGGGAAAUGGACUGCUUCUAUGUUUUCAGAGCUGUAACCAUGGAGAUGGCACUCCCAGAUGGAAAGACUCAGCAUCCCGUACCGGUACAGAUCACGGUUCUCAGAGCACACUAUCUGGUAAUACAUUCAAUAAAUAACUAUUUCCAUUGUCUUAGUUUGACUCACAAAUAACAUCUGGUGUGUUUGUCACACAGUACAUAAUCAGCGGAGACACCGCUAAUACACUAAAUAUGUGCACGUUCUGAUUGGGACAUUACCAACAUCAUGUUCUGCUGGUGUUCUGAUUCUUCUUGGUUAUAUUAAAGGAUUAUUCCAAUCGGGGGUGUGGGGGGAAAUGUGUUUUAAGAAAAAACUGUUUUCGGUUAGAUUGACCCUUCAUAUCCUGGUUCCCCUUCCUCCCAAAAAGAGAAAAACAGCUGAAACUUACCUCCAUUCCAAUGCUGAGGCCAUGUUUUUCCUGCAGCAGAUCCUUCAUUGCCGAUGUUACGCUGGAGGGAAGGCGGACAAAGGGGAGGGCAGGGGUGGCAUUGUGUGGGGGUAUGCCACCUUUGUUGUACGUGCUGACAUUAGACAUUGAAUAUGCACAGAAUUCACAUUAGCCAACCCAGAUCUCUUGUUCUGGGCUGGCCAACAUUGCUCCAAAGGAUAGAGUGGUGUUGACUUACACCUCUGGUGUCAGAGUGGUUAACCUCUGUAACGGCAGCAUUCACAACAAAAUCAUUGAAGUGGUCAUGGUACAUGGAGUAACCCUUUUCAAAUUAGCAAUGGCAAUAAUGUUUUACAUAUGGGCCUAGUUAAACAUAUUUUAUGGGCUGCUACCAACCACCAUUCACCCCACCUAGCAUUAAUGCAGAGUGUAUUUAGUAACUUCCAACUGGCUACAUUGCUGUAGAUAUAGGUUAAAUCCAGUUAUAAACAAAUCAUUCUUUGUUAAUAUAUUCUGUCUCAUGCAGAAAGGAGUAAAAAGUGACUUUCCAGUAACGUACGUAAGGUCAGAGUUUAAUAAUGUCCUUCUCGGGGAUUCUCCAAAACUUGAAUCAUCGGUGGAAAAAUCUACAGAAUAUAACUUCACCUCCAGUUUUGAUGUUGGACCUGAUGGCCCUCACAGCGUGGAUGAUGUGGCCUAUAAACCUGUUGUCUGUAAGUCACUCUCCAUCUCGUCAUAGUCUAGCUGCUAUUAGAAGUAUUACAAACCAUUUCUAAACGAUAUGAUCACAUUGAUUGCUGUCCCGUAACUUAGCGUUUUGGGGCCUCUCUUCCAGUAACCGUGUUGGAGAUCUUGCCCAAAGAGAAGAAACAGAAAGAAGAGAAGACUGUGGUUUUGGGGCAAACAACUGUGAAUUUACUCCCAUUGCUAAAAGGUUAGGAAGAAGAAAAUGUGUAAUUUGCCCUGAGCAAGGCGAUGCACUAAGACUUCAUCUUUCUAAAGGAGCAAUAUCAGCUUCUAUGCAAACCUUCUGCUGUCAGUAUUACUUGAUUAGAUACUCUUUGUGGUUAAGAUAAACUACAGAUUUAUUCAACCAUGAGUUUUAGAGCGCUGACAAGGGAAUUUCAAGUUUUAGACCCCAAAAAAUGCUAUUCCUGGUCUAUUGAAGGAGGCCAAUUUCACAGUCCAGUGUUGGAUUGAAUGUCUGUGCUGUGUUUCAGGUGAAUGUAAUGUGAAGGUUACUCUCCCUAUUCACGCUGUGCCCGGCUCACCUCUGGAAACUGCUCGCCCAGAAAGCAAGGUACCAGCCUGUGUUAGCUCUUUAUAUAAAGUUCUGUUUAAGGAUAAUCUGACAGUGUACAUACAGCACUUUCAUAUCAAUUAAAUAAUGAAUUUCCCGUCUCCAGUGUUUUGAAUAUAUUUAUACACACACAUCUUUUUUUACAUUAAUGGCCUUUCAGCUGUAGCCUAAUCAGGAGAAAGUAGAUUGAUCAACCUGCAAUUGUUUGUGUAUUUUUCUCUAACUGGCGUGUAUUUUAUUCUUGCGUUCUAGCCAAGUUUAGAGGUGGCAGUGUCCAUCCCUGAGCCUCUCCUCUCCCAGGAGCAGAUAAAUAAGGGUAAUCUGCUUACAGUAUCCGUGGAAGGUGCUUAUUCUGUCCCCGAAUCCUGGAACUCAACAGGGCCUCAGUACAACUAUGUGGCCAGCCUUCACAUCCCUGCAGCAGGAGAGGUAAUGGGUAUAGAGAUCAGUGUGUCUAUAGGUAUUGGCCCACACAGCAGGAGAGAUAGCGGGUCUAUGGGUAUUGGCCCACACAGCAGGACUCGGAGAGGUUAUGGGUGCAGCGAUCAGUGUGUCUAUGGGUAUUGGCCCACACAGCAGGAGAGAUAGCGGGUCUAUGGGCAUUGGCCCACAAAGAAGAAGAGGUAAUGGGUCUAUGGGCAUUGGCCCACACAGAAGAAGAGGUAAUGGGUCUAUGGGCAUUGGCCCACACAGAAGAAGAGGUAAUGGGUCUAUGGGCUUUGGCACACACAGUCGGAGAGGUAAUAGGUCUAUAGAUAUUGGCCCACACAGCAGGAGAGGUAAUGGGUCUAUAGGUAUUGGCCCACACAGCAGGAGAGGUAAUGGGUCAAUGGGUAUUAGCCCACACAGCCGGAGAGUUAAUGGGUCUAUAGGUAUUGGCCCACACAGCAGGAGAGGUAAUGGGUCUAUAGGUAUUGGCCCUCACAGCCGGAGAGGUAAUGGGUCUGUAGGUAUUGGCCCUCACAGCAGGAGAGGUAAUGGGUCUAUGGGCAUUGGCCCACACAGCAGGAGAGGUAAUGGGUCUAUGGGCAUUGGCCCACAUAGCAGGAGAGGUAAUGGGUCUAUGGGCAUUGGCCCACAUAGCAGGAGAUGUAAUGGGUCUAUGGGCAUUGGCCCACAUAGCAGGAGAGGUAAUGUGUCUAUGGGCAUUGGCCCACAUAGCAGGAGAGGUAAUGGUUCUAUGGGCAUUGGCCCACAUAGCAGGAGAUGUAAUGGGUCUAUAAGUAUUGGCCCACAUAGCAGGGGAGGUAAUGGGUCUAUGGGCAUUGGCCCACACAGCAGGAGAGGUAAUGGGUCUAUAGGUACUGGCCCACACAGCAGGAGAGGUAAUGGGUCUAUGGGUAUUGGCCCACAUAGCAGGAGAUGUAAUGGGUCUAUGGGCAUUUGCCCACACAGCAGGAGAGGUAAUGGGUCUAUGGGCAUUGGCCCACAUAGCAGGAGAGGUAAUGGGUCUAUGGGCAUUGGCCCACAUAGCAGGAGAGGUAAUGUGUCUAUGGGCAUUGGCCCACAUAGCAGGAGAGGUAAUGGUUCUAUGGGCAUUGGCCCACAUAGCAGGAGAUGUAAUGGGUCUAUAAGUAUUGGCCCACAUAGCAGGGGAGGUAAUGGGUCUAUGGGCAUUGGCCCACACAGCAGGAGAGGUAAUGGGUCUAUAGGUACUGGCCCACACAGCAGGAGAGGUAAUGGGUCUAUGGGUAUUGGCCCACAUAGCAGGAGAUGUAAUGGGUCUAUGGGCAUUGGCCCACAUAGCAGGAGAGGUAAUGGGUCUAUGGGCAUUGGCCCACAUAGCAGGAGAUGUAAUGGGUCUAUGGGCAUUGGCCCACAUAGCAGGAGAGGUAAUGGGUCUAUGGGCAUUGGCCCACAUAGCAGGAGAUGUAAUGGGUCUAUGGGCAUUGGCCCACACAGCAGGAGAGGUAAUGGGUCUAUAGGUAUUUGCCCACACAGCAGGAGAGGUAAUGGGUCUAUGGGCAUUGGCCCAGGUAGCAGGAGAGGUAACAGGUGUAGAGAUCAGUUUGUCUACGGGUAUUGGCCCACACAACAGCAUACAUAAAUUAUCUUUGCCAGAACAGCGCCUCUAACAGUUUCUGUGGAAGUGAACCUAUAUCUAAAAACACGUUCAAAUACAUUGAAAAGAACAUUUUACCAAUAUAUGGUUUAUUCUCUAAGCUGAGAAUUAUGGAGAAUGGAAAAGUGAUGUAUUAAAAGUCAUACAAUAUAUUAUAUCCAUGACAUCACAUAAUGUAUUCGAAUCACAUUAUAUGAUAUAUUAUUUCACUUCACAUAAUAUCACAUUACAAAAUAUGACAAGUGAACCCCUUGUACAGGCAUUAACCCUAUGUAUAAGCACAGUGUAUUGCAAUAUACCAUCAUGACUGUGCUGGAUGGUAGGUAGAGGUCUUUACGGUAUCAACCCAUAGAUUAUUAGUAUUAUAUGUAUCAGUGACCUAAAGUUGGAUAAGUCCCCUCUAUUAUUUUAAUCAGUGAUGCUAAUGCUUGUAUUAAUUGCUGUGUGCAGAAGCCACGUACACUCCUGUUCUCUAACGGAGUUCUGAAGCCUGGUGGAGAAAUGGAGACCAUUCCCCGUCCGAAGAAAUGGCCUGUGAGUGGAAUUAUGGCGACAGAGGCUCAGUAUCUCCCAGAAUCCUUUGUUCCAUCCAGCUCAUAUGAAGCGGAAGAUGGAGAACUUAACCGGAAGGAGGUAAUGAGACGUUUAUCUGUCUGGGCAAGAAUGAGUCAAGGUUAUUCAUUAAACAGUGAAUCGUUAAAGCCAAAAUGAGCGGGAAAAAUAGCUGACAAUGAGAUUCUUUCCAGUUCAAAUAUUGAAAUAAAAUGUGACGUUUCCUGAUGAAUUCCCACAUAGUUAUGCUUUAAUGAAUGAACAUAAAAUGUUUUAUUCAAUGAAUACAAACGCAGUUACACUGUAGUAUACACAGUAUUGUCAGUGGGGGUUAGGUAGAAAAAGUAUCCCAUUCACUUUUCUUGCAGUUUUUCUACCACUCUCCUGUUUGCAUAUAUUUAUUACCUUUUUCUGUGUCCGAACUUUCCUUUGUACACCUUUUUUAUCAUUUUAUUUUCUUUGCAAUUUUUUUUUUUUGUUCUCAAACUUAUUGCUUCCUUUAUAUAUAUAAAAAAAAGAGUUGCGGGAUUUCUGUGACAGGUAAGCAGCUUACACAUUCUUGUUUUUUUGUUAAAUAUAUUUUAAAAAUCCUUUGGAUUCAAUGGACAUUUUCCCGUAGAUAUAUUACUCAUUUAUCUUCAUACACAUGACUGGCACGAUAACAACUGUUUGUAGCUGCUGCAUUUUUUCCCAAUCCCUGUUCCUAUAAUGAGAAGAGUAAAGGUAGACAGGACAGGGAGCUCUUAUGAUGCCUACUAUACCCCUGUAACAUUUCAACGGGUUAACCAGGAAGUGAAGCCCAUGAUUUAAACCUCAUUGCAUUUGCAGAACAAUAACAACUAUAAAAUAUGGCAUGUUUAGAAAAGAAAACCAUAACAAUAAGCUUAUAGUAUAUUGUAUUAUUUUGAAAAUAAAAAUGAUGACAGUCACUACAGUGACAGUUUAAUGGUUAUAAGGUCUCAUUGGGGAUAUAUUUGUCAUUUAAUCGACACUUUUUGCCAACUGAACAGGACAAGGAGUUCCGGAGAGACGCUGAGACCAAUAAAAAAAGACUAAUGUGGGACAUGGACAGACGUUGUUACCUUGAACCAUCAGCACUGAGCAGGUGACCAUUCAAAUCUCGCGUCAUCAUUUACACUAAAAUGGGAACUAACCUGAAUUUUAAUCAUUUGCAUUUUUUACGUUCAUUUAUAAAACUUGGAUUUGUGGAGAACUGGCAAGGGAGUUGCAAGUUUUAUGUCAAAAAAGGUAAAUUGGAUGAAUACUAAAGAUGAAGAUUUUUUUAAUUCUUCUAAUUUGGCCUAACAUUUGAAAUUCCCCUGCCAGUGUCUAACCUGCUUUGUAUUGUAUCGUACAACUCUGCAGAAUGCCAUGUGCUUUGCCUUUAUCAGCUAAAAGCUGUUGAUAAUUUCUUGCAGCCUUCAGAUGCGCAUAGCUGAAUGCCGCUAUUGGCCUGUGGAAAUAAUGAGACUUCCUAUUGCCAGCACCUCCAAGGCAAAAACAGGCAGAGCCGACAAAGUAAGUUUCAUACGUCCUUACCCUAACCGAAAUGAUUCCAAUGCAGAAAGACAACCAAAAUGUAACAAUUGUAGGAAUAAGCACAUCCCAUAAUGUCUAUUUUCUUCUUCUAAGUAUAUCACUGAUAGCUAGAACCCACCUGUUUAAUCACUCCGAGGCUUUGAAAGUAUCAUGGGAGUUGAAGAUACCCAAAGGUUAAGGUAGUGAAUGUCUUUUGGAAACCACUGGAGAAAAUAUCAGCCAUAUACGCGUUGCUGGGAGGGAAGGGGUUAAAAUGCUUACUCAGUACACUGUUAUUUGAAAAAAUGUGUAUAAUUAGCAUUGUUAUAAUAAAUUCUCUAAACUAUUAUCAGGGUGAAGAGGAUUUUCAGGUCUCUUUCCAUGGGGUGGCUUUCGUAAACAUGGUUCCUCUGCUGUAUCCUGGCAUUAAAUCACUUCGAGGUGCGUUCCGCGUCUUUCCUUACGCAGAGACCGAAGUAUUUGAGAAGGUGAGAGCCAGGUUCUAGAUUGACUAGUGAAACGAUAAAAAGUCCUAAUUAAAACAUGUAUCUUACAGUGUUCAUGGACUCCCUGCUUACUGUGAGUGAUCAGUUCCGGAUUUAAUCACUUUUCCACUAUAGUAGUCAAUAUGGACAUUAUUAACCGCUUAUUGCUAUAUGGAGAAAUCUGAAUGGCAACUUCGAGUGAAGAUGGAAUUAUUCUCUUUGUGGAACAAUUUGCAAUCUCUCAAAUAUGAACGUACAAAGCCUUGGUAUCUUGGUAUAGUUUCUGUACAAAGCCAAUGAUGAAUAAAGCACAUUGAAAGAAAAAAAAAUGGAAGGACCAUGGUUUAAUUCUAGGUGCCUACAAUAUUUAGCGGCUGCCAUUGGGUUUAUUCACUGAACUCUGAAUUGCAGCGAAUUUAGACCAAAAUUGUUGAUUUGGAAAAACAAUAUUCCAGCUUGACUUAUAAGACUAGCCUCAAUUUGAGAAUUUAGAUUUCAGUUCACAACCAGACUGGGGGAUUUGUUCACUAAACUCCACAUGAUAAACACCCAAUAAACCAUGAGAAGAUUUUUUGACUGUAGUCCUAGUAAGGUGCAAGAGCAGAGGGGCCACUGAAAAAACCAUUGUAGUUCUGCACCAGCUGGAGCAUUCUGACCUGUUGUAAAGCACAGUAUGUUCCUUUUUACAAAUCUAAGAUGGCGGCUGCCACAUACAGCAUAGCCGGCACUCAACACGAAAUCUCACAGAACAAAAUAUAAUCAGCUUUGGACAUUCACCCCUCUGAGAGCUUUUAAUCCAAGACUACUUUUUAUCACGCUCAUCCCUCUAUAUCUCUAUUCUUUUAUUUUCUGGGGGGUUUUCUAGUCUAUUUAACACUUCAUAAUGUGUUCCUGUGGGUUGCAAUUAUUAUUAUUGUUAUUAUUGCGCUAACAUAUUCCACAGGAAUGUGCAACGUAAAUCUGAAAUCACGAAUGUUAAUGUAAUCUUAAACAAGAAGGGAUGAUGGUGCUUCUCAAACAAGGUUACCAGCAUUAUAAAAUAAUUAUUUGUAUCUGAUGUUACUUAUUGUACAUGGGUAUUUCUGCUACAUGCUAAUUUAUUACCAGUGUUGGAAUUAUGGGUUUAUAUUUAACACAUGAUAAUAUUAUUUGGGUUGUCAUGGCAGCAGCCUUUCUUGAAGGGUAAAAUGGUGGCUCCCAGUCAUUUAUUAAUUUUUUUACCAUUAAUUCCACCCAGACAAAGUCUCAGGUCAGCGUUCUUCGUGACGUUGUACGGCAAUCAGCUUUGAUAAAUAAGCCUGCUGCUCCUCAAGCGAACAUCGGCUCUCCCCAUGUUCGGCAGGUACCUAGUCGCACCUUGAAAGACGAGAAAGGCCCAAAGGAAGCCGGCAGAAGGGUGAGCUUAUUUGCUUGUCAAUGAAGAAGAGAUGAAUAUAAAUGGUCAAAUAGCUUGCUUUUGGAUGGUUCAGGAACUUGUUGGCAUUAGUGGGAAUGCAACUUCCUAAAAAUGCUACCGCUAAGUAAAAAUAAUGUCUGUUUAUGGGAAUUAUACCCAUGUAAAGGUGACUCAGUUUCAAUAUGUGUUAGUGCAUAUCCCCCAAAUGCAUAUGUAAAGCUAUCACAGAACUCUUUUUAUAUAGGGGGCAUUACAUUGUGUGUUGUUAAUGCAUUAGCAUGACACUGAUUCUCAGAAUUCCGUGUGUUUAUGCAGAUGUCCGCUCUGUUGAAGGCAACAGAUUUUACAGGAGAUGGAGAAGGGGUUCUUCCUGUCCUGCCACAAAAUGCCUCUCAAAACCUGGAAGGGCAGGUAAAAACCUACAAAUACUACUAUAAAGAACUGUCAUUAUCUGUCAGGAAGCGUGUGAAGGAAGGGGCAAUGUGUUGGUAAAGUAAAAUUGUGGCCAGUUUAGCUUAUGUUAGAUAGACUUCCUACAAUAGAAAUAAUAUAAGUAGUAAUGUUAGUUUUAAAAACAAUAAUUUCUGCGUUCAUUAGGUAACUGAAGGAGACUCCCCCAGGACUUUCUUUUCUAUUGAACUAAGCAUUUUCACUGACUUUGAUGGGUGUUUAUAAUAUAAACCAAGUUGUGGUCUGCUCCAGCGUAGUGUCCCUUUAACCCUGCGUUGGUCCACUUUACUCAGUUUCUGAAACUGGGAGCAGACCUGCUGAGAAUUUUAUCAACACUAAUCAACUGCCUCGAAAGGACCCAUCAGGCACCCACUCGUGUUAGGUUACAGUUAAUUCUGCUGAGUGGGAUUUAUUAAUAACUAGAUUGUAAGCUCUUUCAAGCAUGAACAUCAACCUAUUGAUCCUGUAACAUUUUUAAUUAUUUCAUUUAUUGUUAAAUCUCCCUCUUUAUAAAAUUAUAAAGCGCAGCGGAAUAAGUUGGCGCAAUAUAAAUGCCAAUAUCAUUGAUAAUAAUUUGUUUUGCUACAGAAGCCCAGCGCUUCCCUGUUUGCUCCAAAAAUACUGUUGACGUAUUAGGUUUCUGGGAGUUGUGGUUCAGCUAUUGAACUACAAGUACCUGAAACAUUUGCUAUGCCCACAGAUACUGCUUAUAGGAAAAACUCUGCAAUGCCAAAGAAUAGUUAAGUGAGCAUCAUGAUUGGUCGAGUUCACUUCAAAAGUUCAGGGGAUAAUCCGCUAAUGGAGGGACUUCAAAUGUGAGGAAAGUUUUAAAUCUCAAGCCACAGCUAUUUAUAAUAAUAAUAACAUUAUAUUGUAAGUAACAUAUCCGACACGGUAAUGGAUCACGUCUCAGUGGGUUUAUUUACGAAUCUGGCGAUUAUUGAGAAUUUACAGAGAAAUUAAAGAUUUUACGCCAAACUAGAUGAACUGCAGAAAUGAUACAAUUCAUGUAUUUUGCUCGGAACUAUGCAAUGCCCUUGUCAAUUCUCCAGAAAUCGGUUAUUCUUUUUAAUAAACCCCUAUAUGGAAUUCAUGCCAAAUGUAGCAGGUUUUUCUGAUUGGCGACUCUUUUUACGUCCUAACAGCAAUACACAGAGGCAGGCACAUACAUUUUGCUGGAACUGAGUCUGGAGAAAGCUAUGGUGCCGAAGCGUUCAUCAGAAGAGCUGGAUAUUAAGUGAGUUACACAGCCUCUUAUUUUACCGGGAACAUUAGUGAAAAGUUAAAGAGACACUUUCCUAGCCCCUGCUAAUUAGUGCAAAUCAACGAUAAGAGUCCUUUUAUUUAAAAAAUUGUGGGGGAUUUUUCAAUUUAUUUAAAUGUGUUAUCUGUCUCAGCUUAAAUAUUAAAAGGAAUGCUUAUGAUAUACAUUUAGCAACUGCUCUAAAUGAUUUAGAGCUAUUCUACUUUUCUGUAAAAAAAAUAGUCAUUUAUUGCUUUUUUUAUUUAUAUGGAGUUUAUAUAACACUGUCAAGUUAUUAAAACAGCAUUUAACUUUUUAUUAUCCCUACUUUGCUUUACAUCUGAAUGUAUUCCCUGUUCAUAGAGUAAGGGAACUGCUUCCUCCACGGCCCCAGUUACCUCGACGGACAAUGGGAGCACAGAAGGUAAGCUAGAAAAUUCAAAUUCAGAGCAGAUCUUCAAAGCAGUAGGCCUUAUUGAGUCAGUCCAUUGACAUCGUUAUCACUGAAUCACUGUGCAUGCUAUCCAUCGACUUUAUUAAAUCACUGAGACGUUCUGCCUAAUACAUUUCUUUUGUCGUCUGUUCAGGCAGUCGCAGAUUAUCAGAAUCAGAUCACCAGCAUUACCAACUCAUUACUUGAGGAGUACUGGCAGCUGUUUGGGCAGGAGGUGGAGAAUGGACAAGAGAUAGAUAGACAGACCUUGGAUGAACAAAAAAGCCAACUCAACUAUGAGCUGAAUUGCUCUGGGAAAUACUUUGCAUUUAAAGAACAACUUAAGGUAGCUACAUUGUAAACGUCAAAUGCUCAAUCUCUAUAUUCAAUAAAACUGCCAAUCAAAACAGCAGCGAGACAUGCUGCAUCUGACAUCCUUUUCUGAUAGGAGUCACCUCAAUCUCCAACGGAGUAACCCAAAAGUAAAUACCUGGGGGAAGAACUGAACAUGCCAGUUUCCCAAAAAACAUCACGUUUAGCUUUUUCGGCACUUCUCUUGUUGGGCACUCAGGACAUUUAUCCUCUUCUGUCAUUCCUGAGAGAGAACUCCCAUUAAUCUAUAAAUUUCUAUUCAAUGAGAAUAUUUUUGGCAGUUUUAAAUUUUGUAGAGAAAACAGGUUAUUUAGUUCAGAUUUGCAGUCUGUAUCAGUGGCUCCCAACCCGCUCCUAAAUACACCCCAGCAGUCUAGGAUUUAGACAUUCCACAGUUCUAUACUGUCCUACAUUACACCUACAGACAUAAAAAAAUGGUAUAACUGUAACGGUUAAAAACUGUUUAGGCGAUAUUCCCCUUUUCAGAUGCACAGACAGCUACUGCAAUCACCAAUCUCCCAAACUGCAAACACAUGAAUUCACCAGUCUCCCGAACUGGAACCAGGGGAAUGCUCCAAACUCCCGAACAGGAAACACACAAAUGCUGUAAACAGCCGAACAGGAAAAACCACACGAACAGUUUACACUCCUGGCAGUCGCACUGUAACAGCAUACAAUCCAAUUCCCCCCAAGAACGAGACGACACUUCGUUUGAGGGUCAAGCAGAACUGAUUUACUGGGGCUACCUGCCUGGCUUUUAUGCAGGUCUCCCACCUGGUGGACACUCCCCUAGGGGACCAAAUGGAAGACUGGGAAACAUAUUGGACAUUGACCAAUCACAAGCUUACAAUCCCACAAUGCAUCACAAUCCCUCCUCUCUGUCCUUGAGAUAAUUGGGAAGUAAUCCAAUUAUCUCCAAGGACAGAGGCAAAACUCCAUUAACCACAUGGCAGACAAAGGACAAUAAAAGACAUAAAAAUACAUACUGUUACAUUUAUCACAUAGAACAUACACAUUCUACCUAUCCCCAGAUAGCUUAGAUCUGAGCGCACAUUACUACCGGAUGGCGCUCAGAUCACAUACAUACAGUUCAAUCGCCAUGGAGCCAAAGGCUUUCAUACAGUCUUUCAGCAUACGGCUGGGCUCCAUGGCAUAGCUAUCUGGGGUAGCAUGGUUUAAACAGUAAAGUACCGAAUAAACCGUUGUUCGGAUAAUUGACUGCAGGUAGGAGAAGGGAGGUCGGCGGCUCAGCGGUGUUCGUGACUUUAACAGUCCGCAGAAAGGCAUGAACCAGCCUUUCUGCAGGGAAAGAGAACAGUGUUAAACAUGGGGCCAUAGUUCAGCGGCAGGAGGCGGGCGACCAGGCUCCUCCAGUGGCCAGUGGUGAGGUUGGUCCCGCCACAAUAACUUCCAACAUUUUAAAUGGGCAUAGUGGGACCCUGUAAUAUUAGAGGUGUGGCCGGGGCAGGGCUGUUCUGAGACAUUUUAGGAGACUUACUAAUAACAAUUUAUCAAAAAAUUGGAAACAUACACAAGGGACCGGAAGGUAGGGACAGGUAAAAAUACCCUGCCUCUCUCCCUUCCCCUGGGUAAAUAUGGUCACCUAAACUGGGUAAUAGGGGAUAACCCAAGAAAUAAUAAAUUAUAGAAUAAAACUUCCAAAAGAAGCUGCCUUACUAAAAUGCAGCCAAUAGGAAAGGAACCCAGUCCAAUCUCAAAAGAAAGUAUAAAUAAUACCAAAAAAAAAAAAAAAAAUAAUAAUAAAACUUUAUUAGAGUAUAGUAAAAAAAAAAAUAUAUAUCUAUAACAAUUUAUAGAAGUAAAAUGUAAUUUAGAACAAGAACAAUGUAUCCUACUUACACAGACUGAUUUCUAAACACAUUUAUUGCUGUUUAAAGACACUGUAUUGCUGUUUUAAUACUGGGAGUAUUAUUGCUGUGGGGCUCUGUUAUACACUCAGACACAUUACUGGGAGUAUUAUUGCUGUGGGGCUCUGUUAUACACUCAGACACAUUACUGGGAGUAUUAUUGCUGUGGAGCUCUGUUAUACACUCAGAUGCAUUACUGGGAGUAUUAUUGCUGUGGAGCUCUGUUAUACACUCAGACACAUUACUGGGAGUAUUAUUGCUGUGGGGCUCUGUUAUACACUCAGACACAUUACUGGGAGUAUUAUUGCUGUGGAGCUCUGUUAUACACUCAGACACAUUACUGGGAGUAUUAUUGCUGUGGGCUCUGUUGUACAGGCAGACACAUCACUGGGAGUAUUAUUGCUGUGGAGCUCUGUUAUACACUCAGACACAUUACUGGGAGUAUUAUUACUGUGGAGCUCUGUUAUACACUCAGACACAUUAUUGGGAGUAUUAUUGCUGUAGAGCUUUGUUAUACACUCAGACACAUUACUGGGAGUAUUAUUGCUGUGGGGCUCUGUUAUACACUCAGACACAUUACUGGGAGUAUUAUUACUGUGGAGCUCUGUUAUACACUCAGACACAUUAUUGGGAGUAUUAUUGCUGUGGAGCUCUGUUUUACACUCAGACACAUUACUGGGAGUAUUAUUACUGUGGAGCUCUGUUAUACACUCAGACACAUUACUGGGAGUAUUAUUGCUGUGGAGCUCUGUUAUACACUCAGACACAUUAUUGGGAGUAUUAUUGCUGUGAAGCUCUGUUAUACACUCAGAUACAUUACUGGGAGUAUUAUUGCUGUGGAGCUCUGUUAUACACUCAGACACAUUACUGGGAGUAUUAUUGCUGUGAAGCUCUGUUAUACACUCAGACACAUUACUGGGAGUAUUAUUGCUGUGGAGCUCUGUUAUACACUCAGACACAUUACUGGGAGUAUUAUUGCUGUGGAGCUCUGUUAUACACUCAGACACAUUACUGGCAGUAUUAUUGCUGUGGAGCUCUGUUAUACACUCAGACACAUUACUGGGAGUAUUAUUGCUGUGAGCUCUGUUAUACACUCAGACACAUUACUGGGAGUAUUAUUGCUGUGGAGCUCUGUUAUACACUCAGACACAUUACUGGGAGUAUUAUUGCUGUGGAGCUCUGUUAUACACUCAGACACAUUGCUGUGAGUAUUAUUGCUGUGGAGCUCUGUUAUACACUCAGACAUUAUUGGGAGUAUUAUUGCUGUGGAGCUCUGUUAUACACUCAGACACAUUACUGGGAGUAUUAUUGCUGUGGGGCUCUGUUAUACACUCAGACACAUUACUGGGAGUAUUAUUGCUGUGGAGCUCUGUUAUACACUCAGACACAUUACUGGGAGUAUUAUUGCUGUGGAGCUCUGUUAUACACUCAGACACAUUACUGGGGGUAUUAUUGCUGUGGAGCUCUGUUAUACACUCAGACACAUUACUGGGAGUAUUAUUGCUGUGGAGCUCUGUUAUACACUCAGACACAUUACUGGGAGUAUUAUUGCUGUGGAGCUCUGUUAUACACAGACACAUUACUGGGAGUAUUAUUGAUGUGGAGCUCUGUUAUACACUCAGACACAUUACUGGAAGUAGUAUUGCUGUGGAGCUCUGUUAUACACUCAGACACAUUACUGGGAGUAUUGUUGCUGUGGAGCUCUGUUAUACACUCAGACACAUUACUGGGAGUAUUAUUGCUGCGGAGCUCUGUUAUACACUCAGACACAUUACUAGGAGUAUUAUUGCUGUGGAGCUCUGUUAUACACUCAGACACAUUACUGGGAGUAUUAUUGCUGUGGAACUCUGUUAUACACUCAGACACAUUACUGGGAGUAUUACUGUGGAGCUCUGUUAUACACUCAGACACAUUACUGGGAGUAUUAUUGCUGUGGAGCUCUGUUAUACACUCAGACAAAUUACUGGGAGUAUUCUUACUGUGGAGCACUGUUAUACACCCAGACACAUUACUGGGAGUAUUAUUGCUGUGGAGCUCUGUUAUACAUUCAGGCACACCAAUACAGAGCUCCUAAAAGAGAGGGACAUUAGGAUAGAAAUCACAUCAUUUCUGGUAUAUGUAAUGUGUUCUCUUUUAUUGUUGCAAUAGGGAACAUGGGUUACAUGGAUGUGAUUUUGAGCAUUAAUAUCUUUAUGUCUCUAUUAGGUACAUACCGAUGACUACCGUUGUGUUAUCAGUAUGUUUUGUUCUUGGUAAACAUUUUUUUUUUAUCACCAUGGCAACCGCAAUCCUACAGAGGGCAUACAUUAAUAUAUAUUUAGCUUUUACUAAGAACAAGCCUUAUACAGGCUGUCUAUAUCGUUUUAGUUCACUAUACUUCUCAAUAUUAACUGUGUGUCUGUAAUAAUGCAACAUGUAUCUGUAUGUCUUCAGCAGUAAGCAUUUCAUCUUCUUUGUGCUUGUUAAAAUUAAAAGAUUUGUAUUCUCUGCUUUGAAUUAAAGAGAUGAGUUGGAAAUUUCCCCCCUUAGAUUCAUUAUUUUGGCCUGAGAAUUCCCUUACAAUGUCUCUAACCAGUUCCUGCUUUAAGAAAGAAACUGGUUAACAUAAUACUUUCAUACUAAGCACUUAAAGGGAACCUAUAUUCCCAAAAAUAGCAAUCUUUUUGUUGUUGUUGUGAUCUCUGUUGACCCCUCUUUGCUGCUAAAGAGUUAGAAUAAAGUGUAUGUACAUAUCUUGAUUCCAGCACCAAGACACCUCUGCUGGAGCUGCCUGCUCCACCUCUGCCAGCAAACCUGCUGACAUCUUCCACUAUCUCGUCCAAUCCAAUACUACCCUAGAUCCGCAUGUGCGGUAAAUCACCGCGCUCCCCCAUGAGCAUCAUUGGAUUGAAGGACUAAGUUUUACUCCAGUUUGUUCAGGAAGACAGCCACUAGAGGGGUAUUAAGGAGGUGCUGCACUUGCAGGAUUAUGACACAGAAUGCCAAAACCCAGAAUAGGAUCUUUCUGAAAAAAAACAAAAAAAAAAACAAUGGAAGGUGUUAACUAGAUUGGCUUAGGUUUGGAACUAAUAUGUAUUUUUGGAAAUUAAGUCAAUUUAAAUAAAAAUGGCUUUGAAUCAAAUAAUGCAAUAAAUAUGCGGGGAGAGGAUUUCUGAAAUGUUCUCCUUUUUGCAGCAUGCGGUUGUGAAGAUUGUGAGGGAGAAAUACCUGAGGACUACGGCUUUUGAAGAUCCCGAGCAGCUGCAGACAUUCCUGAGUGAGCUAUACAUCUAUCUGGUGGAUCAGAUGCACAUCACCCUAAAUAAGGUGAGUCCGACUCCCAUCGCCCUGAAUAGGUAAAUCAGGUGCACAUCACCCUAAAUAAGGUGAGUCCGACGCCCAUCGCCCUGAAUAGGUAAAUCAGGUGCACAUCACCCUAAAUAAGGUGAGUCAGACGCCCAUCGCCCUGAAUAGGUAAAUCAGGUGCACAUCGCCCUAAAUAAGGUGAGUCAGACGCCCAUCGCCCUGAAUAGGUAAAUCAGGUGCACAUCGCCCUAAAUAAGGUGAGUCCGACGCCCAUCGCCCUGAAUAGGUAAAUCAGGUGCACAUCGCCUCUAAAUAAGAGUCCGACGCCUAUCGAAUAGUAAAUCAGGUACGCGCCUCUAAAUAAGGUGAGUCCGACGCCCAUCGCCCCUGAAUAAGUAAAUCAGGUGCACAUCACCCUAAAUAAGGUGAGUCAGACGCCCAUCGCCCUGAAUAGGUAAAUCAGGUGCACAUCGCCCUAAAUAAGGUGAGUCAGACGCCCAUCGCCCUGAAUAGGUAAAUCAGGUGCACAUCGCCCUAAAUAAGGUGAGUCCGACGCCCAUCGCCCUGAAUAGGUAAAUCAGGUGCACAUCGCCCUAAAUAAGGUGAGUCCGACGCCCAUCGCCCUGAAUAGGUAAAUCAGGUGCACAUCGCCCUAAAUAAGGUGAGUCAGACGCCCAUCGCCCUGAAUAGGUAAAUCAGGUGCACAUCGCCCUAAAUAUGGUGAGUCAGACGCCCAUCGCCCUGAAUAGGUAAAUCAGGUGCACAUCGCCCUAAAUAAGGUGAGUCAGACGCCCAUCGCCCUGAAUAGGUAAAUCAGGUGCACAUCGCCCUAAAUAAGUUGUCCGACGCCCAUCGCCCAGGUGAAUAAAUAAGGUGAGUCCGAAUCGCCCUGAAUAGGUAAAUCAGGUGCACAUCACCCUAAAUAAGGUGAGUCCGACGCCCAUCGCCCUGAAUAGGUAAAUCAGGUGCACAUCACCCUAAAUAAGGUGAGUCAGACACCCAUCGCCCUGAAUAGGUAAAUCAGGUGCACAUCACCCUAAAUAAGGUGAGUCCGACGCCCAUCGCCGUGAAUAGGUAAAUCAGGUGCACAUCACCCUAAAUAAGGUGAGUCCGACGCCCAUCGCCCUGAAUAGGUAAAUCAGGUGCACAUCACCCUAAAUAAGGUGAGUCCGACGCCCAUCGCCCUGAAUAGGUAAAUCAGGUGCACAUCACCCUAAAUAAGGUGAGUCAGAUGCCCAUCGCUGUGAAUAGGUAAAUCAGGUGCACAUCACCCUAAAUAAGGUGAGUCCGACACCGAUCCAUAUUAAAUACCCAAACCUGUUCAAAAUAGAAUUUCUGCAGAUCGGGGACAGAUAUAAAUGGUUGUACUUUAUUCAAACGAGAUAAGGGGGCAAUCAACUCUUACCGUUAAUUUGAUACUGUUUGUGACAUCAGCAGACUUCAUAUUUUGUACUCUAUAACGUCACGGGUGAUAAAUAAAAUAAAUGCAGCCUAAUAAGAAAACUUAAAGCUCUCAUAAAGAGUUCACACCAAAAAAACAUUAGAUACGUCUUCUAAGAAAAAGAUCUCUGAUGUCCGUAUAGAAUUAACGGAAAAUAAAUAUAUAACAACCCAAAUAUAUUAAAUCAUAGCAGGUCAAGGACAACGCCUGCCUGGAAACUAUAUUCCGAGUAGAUACAAUAAUAUAUAGAGUAAUGGUUCUAAAUACAAUAUUAUAUAAGGUAAUGCUGCUACUUUACACAAUAAUUUAUACAACAAUAUAUACAGUAACAGGACUAUACACAACACUAUAUACAAUACUCUACACAUUAUACUGUAUACAAUAAUGCAUUGUGCAUUUUAUGCUUUAAACAUUUUAAACAAUAAAAAUAACUUUUGCAAACCGCAGACUUUGUUUGAAGACAGAGAAGACCCCCCACCUCCUCCUAUGAGCGACCCUGAACAACUAUACCGCUUCGCCCAGGAAGCAGAGCUCAAUGAAGACUUUACACUGGCCGAGCUUUACUACCAGGAGGUAACAAAACUGUGAUUUCACUUGGAACAGGGCAGCGAUCACACUGGGGUUUCAUAGAAAGUGCAGCCAUGUUUAUAUAGUGACUUGUAGUAAAGUGAACUCUGAAUGGCCAAUUCUGGCUAUAACAGCAGAGCUGUGACUAGCUGAGAUUGACAGGUUUUCCACAUCCACUAGUUUGGCUGAAGUUUUGCCAUUUAGACGUUAAUUCCCUGUAAUUCAGUGUUUAGUGAACAAAACCCACGUGCUAUUUUCACAAUUUAUGCUACAAUAGUCAAAUGGUAUAAAUUCUCCGAACCAGGGAUGCUUUCACUUCACUAUCAAUCCCCAACAAUUCACACUCUAGUGAAUAACCCUGAGCUGUUAGUUUGUAUUUAUUUUAGAUAUAUUAGUUAUUAUUAUUAGAUUAUUAUUUAUGACUAAGAAAUAAUGACUGGUUGAUGAUUCCUUCUACCCUUACAAGGAUUAUGUUAAUUGUAUUAUAUAAAUGUACACGUGUAGGGUCAUUUGGGAAUAGAACCCCAGACAGAAAUGGGAUACGGCUGUAUAAUCUAUAGAGGGAACAUAUAAAGGAAAAAACACAAUAGUGUGAUACAGUAAAUACAGUGAAUAGUGCGCUUAAAUGGAUGCACUCACAAGAUGAUGAAGAUGAAAAAGCAUUCAUAGGGUGCCUCCCCAGAUAGCAUAGGGGGCUAGUGGUUUCCCCUAUCCGAUGUAAGGCGACCAAUGGAACACGGGACUCCAGGUUAGUAAUAGUAGAAAAGCAAUACUUUUAUUUUCUUAAAAGGUGAACAAGCACCAUAAGAAUAAAGGUUUAAAAGUGCAGCAAUAGGUCCAACGCGUUUCGUUCAAGACUAGAACUUCAUCAGGGACCGCACAGUAAAAAAAUCACAGACAAUAUCAUAGAUUGUAAAAUAACAUCCUACUUUCCCCUUAACAAAAUCUCUAUAUAUAGGGCUAGUCCCAAAGUCCCAUUGGUCCAUAGUGUAGGAGUAUCCAGUAGCCAGCCAAUCAUCUAUCCAGGGGUAUUGUCCUCCAGCUGAUAGUGUUUGGGUAGUUUAAAAAGGGCGCGUUCAAUGUAAAAGCCGAAACCGGAAGUGGAUGUCUGCCUUCACUUCCGCGUUCCAUUUGCGUUCCAUAUGCGUUCCAAACACGCUCCAAAUGCGUUCCAAAUACAUUUACUGCUCUUUUUCAACUAGAACAGCGAGGAGCCAACAAUAUAAGUGAUCAUCAAAAGGACAAAGCCCAAAAGUGUUAAAUGCAUUAAAUGUAAUUAAUCUUUAAAAGAAGAAAAGUGAAUUAGUGCAUGUAAUAUACAACAACCAUGUUAAGAUAGUUAAUAUGGAACUUCCCCACAUAUUAUAUAUAUGACAAUAUCAUACACCAUUGAAUAGUGCCAUGUAUGUCUAUUUAAAGUGACAAACAUCUCAUUAUUCAAAAAAUAAGAACACAAAUAAUAUAUUCCUAAAAAAAGUUCCCUCAAUAUCAAUAAUAAUCAUUUUAAACCAUAUAACCUGCAAGGUACACCUAACUAUAUAAUAUAAAGAUUUUUUUUUUUUUUUUAUUAUAUAAAUUAUGAAUUGUAUUGAUUAAAGACACUUCUUUUUCCCUAUAUUUAGACUGCCAGAGCUCCUCAUAUUCCCAAAGAUACUUAUGGAAUAAUUUACAUAAAGGAGAAGAAUAACCAAAAAAAUCAGUCCAAGAAACACACCAGAUCGAUCCCAAUAUUCAGGCCCCUAGGUUCAAGGGUCUUUAGUUUGUGUAUCCAAAAGGUUUCCCUUUGGGAUAACUUUUUAAUCCUAUCACCUCCCCGCCAGUAGGGAAGGACAUGUUCGAUACCCAUACACUUGAAAUCUCUAAAGGAGAAGGAUGGACAAUUACUGCAAUGGGCAGAGACUGAAUGAGUAACCAGUCCUUUACGUAUAUUAUUUAGGUGUUCCAAGAUCCUGACUUUCAGGAUACGUUUCGUGCGUCCCACAUACUGUUUGCCACACGGACACUGCAGUAAGUAUACUACAUAGUCCGUGUGGCAACCUAUUAAUGAUUUAAUCUUGAAAGUCUCCCCCGUGAUAUGGCUAAUAAAUUCCUUAGUUCUCCCCAUAGAGGCGGUGGUACAUGCUUUGCACACAUUACAUCCCCUAAAACAACCCGAUUCAGGGGAUACAUUAGAACUAUUCAUUUUAAUAGCAUAGCUAGGGGCUAGCAUAUUUUUUAAGUUCUUAUUUUUCUUAAAUAUCACCAUCGGGCGUUCAGACAAAGAAUUACCCAAAAUGGGAUCCUGUUGUAAUAUGGGCCAAAAAUCACUUAGGCUCCUUUUGAUCUUAAAAUGAUCCGUAUUAUAUUGGGUGACAAAGGCUGAUUUAAAAUUCUUAUUCCCAACAGUAUUAGGAGGUUUAUCCUCCAGGAGUUUGUUCCGUUCAAGGAGACCAAUUGAUCGAAUUUCUUUUUCUAACGUAUUCUUAUUGUAGCCCCUUGCACAUAAUUUAUUUUUUAUAUGGGAAGAUUGAGUCUGGAAGUCUUGAGGGCGAGAACAAUUGCGUCUCAAUCUGGUAAAUUGGCUCCGUGCUAUGCCCCUAAGCCAAGGCUUAUGGUGACAGCUUUGUUGGUGUACAAAGCCAUUCCCAUCUGUUGGUUUAAAAAAAACAUUUAGUUUGAAUUUGACCCUGAUCACAAAAAAUAUCAAGAUCCAAAAAAUGGAUCUCAUGUUUAUUCCACUCGGGGGUGAAGACAAGAUUGUAUAAGUUGGAAUUUAAAUAUUGAACAUAAUCAGAAAAACUAUUGGAGGACCCCUUCCAAAUGAUGAUCACGUCAUCGAUAUAGCGCCGCCAGAGCACCAAGUUCUCCCUCCAGUCAUGCUGCGACCACACGAAUAAUUCCUCCCAUCUACGCAUGUAGGUGUUGGCAUAACUGGGGGCGAACCUGGUGCCCAUGGCGGUCCCUGUGAUCUGUAGAUAAUACUGAUCAUUAAAAAAGAAAAAAUUAUGUUCCAAAAUAAAUUGUACUGAGGUCAAUAUAAAUUCCUUUUGACCUUGAGAUAGGUCCUGAUCUUGGGACAUAUAGUAAUCAAGAGACUCCAAUCCUAAACAAUGACUAAUUACCGUAUACAGAGAGGUCACGUCUAGCGUGGCCCAACUGUAUUCAGGGUUCCACUCAAUGCUGUCCAGUUCUUGUAAAAAAGACUUGGUAUCCCGUAUAAAGGAGGGCGCCCCUUGGGCGUACUUUUGAAGGAAAGAGUCCACAUACGCGGACAGAUUAGCAGUGAGCGAGUUAACUCCACUGAUAAUAGGGCGACCUGGUGGAUCAGGGAGGCGUUUAUGAGUGGUAUAAAUUCUCCGAACCAGGGAUGCUUUCACUUCACUAUCAAUCCCCAACAAUUCACACUCUAGUGAAUAACCCUGAGCUGUUAGUUUGUAUUUAUUUUAGAUAUAUUAGUUAUUAUUAUUAGAUUAUUAUUUAUGACUAAGAAAUAAUGACUGGUUGAUGAUUCCUUCUACCCUUACAAGGAUUAUGUUAAUUGUAUUAUAUAAAUGUACACGUGUAGGGUCAUUUGGGAAUAGAGAGGACUUGACAGAGAAAUUGCAGUAGUUUGUUAAAGGGACACUAUAGUCACUAGAUCAACUACAGCUUAUUGAAUUUGUUCUGGUGAGCAGAAUCAUUACCUUUAGGCUUUUUGCUGUAAACACUGUCUUUUCAGAGAAAAUGCAGUGUUUACAUUACAGCCUAGUGAUAACUUCACCGGCCACUCCUCAGAUGGCUGUUCGAGAUCCUUCCUGGGUCAUGGCUGCCUAAAAUGCAUCCGAACAUUCAGUAUCUCCCCCCUCUGCAUGCAGACACUGAACUUUCCUCAUAGACAUUCAUUGAUUCAAUUCAUCUCUAUGAGGAGAUGCUGAUUGGUCAUGGCUGUGUUUGAAUUGUGCUGGCUCUGCCCCUGAUCUGCCUCCUUGUCAGUCUAAACCAAUCCUAUGGGGAAGCAUUGUGAUUGGAUCAGGCUACCACUUCUGCUGAUGUCAGCAGGCAGUUGGCAGAUCUAAAGGAAACCGUGACAAAGCAUGCAGCUGCAGACUUGAAUACAAGUAAGAUUUUACAAGAUUUAGGGAGGCAUGAGGGGACCAGGGGGACUAGAUGGUGGUUUUAACCCUAUAGGGUCAGAAAUACAUAUUUGUGUUCCUGGUCCUGUAGUGCUCCUUUAAAAAUAAGUAAGGUAGAGGAGAUUGUUCUGAUCCGGCUGUUUUGUCUUUGGAUUGCAGACUCAUAGUCAGUUCUAUGACAUUGGUGGAUUAGUGGAUAUUACUAAAUAUGACCAGAAACCCUCUAACAUUUCUGUUCAUCUCCAGAAAGCAAAGUAUAUACCUUAGGAAAAUGAAACAGAGCAAUUCAUGUAGUUUUACAAUGGUAGUUUCAACCACAAUAGGAAAUGCUUUUUAUUCUGCUUAUUGAUCCUUACGUCACACUAAAAUGAACCAGUCCUGACAAUCAGAUAAUUGUUAGUUUACAGAUUGAGUGUAUUUCUAAGCAGUGGUGAUGCUGCUGCUGCUGUUGCUAUAGUUACUGUUCUUAUAAAAUGAUGUUCAGUAGUGAUAAUGGAGCAUCACCUGUAAAGAAACUUGCACUUGUAUUCACCAUUUACUUCUUUAAUAGCGGUGAAUGAUAAAAUGAUGACUUGCUGAGGUUAAAAUCACAUGUAUGUUUAGGUACGCUGGCCACCUACCCUAUGCCAGGAAUUCUAUGUGAUCUGUCACUGUUACCUGCUAUGAAUGGAUAUAUUAUAUGAAAUCAUUGGAGGGGUUCCCUAUAUAAAAUUUAUAGUUUAGGACGCCCGUUUCACGGUCAGACCUCCUUGACACUGGCUGCCACGGUGAGGUAGCUGGGGCACACUUAGGCUGGUCACUGGUCCGAUGACUAAAAUGGCAAUCCCAUAGUCCUGAAACACUUUGAGAGGAGGUAGGGAGGAGGAUUUAAACAGGCAGAGCAGGGGCCUGUAGGUAAAUGCCUAUUCUGCCUAAUGAGAAAGCCGGUUCUUGUCUUAAGGAGGAAGUGCCUCUAGCAACUGUCUGACUUUACAACCAGUAAAGAUGUUUUUUAGGCAUUGUUGUUUCUCGGAAAUGGCAAUGUUUUACAUUGCUAAACAAUAGGGACAUAAUCUAUUCACCAAAACUUCUACAUUAAUAUUGUGUCACCUGCAGGGAUUUGCAGGUGGAGAAAUCUAGACACUUACUUACAUACAACGUAUAUAGGAAUGAAUCAGACUGAGAGGUCAUUCCGUCCCUGCUAUCAUUUAUACAAACUCUAUGUAAAAUAUACUGCGAUUCUUGGAAAUGAUUUCUGGAGCUGUGACUGGUUCAGAGUGAAUCCAUUCCACAUGUGUUAAUUCUCACUUAACUCUCGAAGACUAAACAGGAACAGAUCGGGGCACUCGCUGUCAGAGAUCAUGUGCAACCUGAGAAUGUAUAAUGUGCUUCUCCUGUCCCGGUCUUUACAAGUAGAUUUGGAAAUCAUUUUACUUUGUACAGUAACACUCACUCCAAGAUCCAUUGCAUGCAACUACUAUAUGUGAUUAUUCUCUAUAUAAUGUCACUCUGUGUGCGGAGAAAUACUCUAAAUACUUUAACUACUUACAUUACCUGUGUUAAAUAUGUCCCUAUUUUUCCUUUGCAGAGACUGGCUCGUGACAGUCAGAGUGUUGGUCACUGGCUGGAUUAUGGCAAAUUUAAACUCCUGAUUGGUGACCCUAUUAAGGCCCAGGAAUGUUUCCACGAGGCACUGGUUAGAGACAGGAGCCACCUUCACAGGUAUUCAGUUCUGACUGUUCUCCCAACCAUAUAGAUGGUCAGCACUGUGCAUUGUCUGUAUGCAGCGUAUCUACUGAUACCCAGAUGUUAACUAAAGGAAGUCAUCAAUAGGGUAACACUGGGAGCUGAGGUUGGGAAGAUACAAAUAUCUCACUUUAAGAAGGACAAUUCUUCUUUGAGACCAAACCUCUCUGUCCCCCUAGGCAUCGUAUUAAGGAUUGUAUCACAGAGCUCCACAGCAAUAAAACUCACAGUAAUACAUAGUGUGCAUAAGUGUAUCAUAGAGCUCUACAGUAAUUAAACUCACAGGUCUUGUUCUAAAUUACAUUUUCAGUUCCCUAAAUGAUUGUCAGAAAGUCAUGAAUUUGCCCAAAAUGUCCUGGAAUAACCCUGUCGGUGGCCAAACCUCCAAAAUCAUCAGAUCACAAUUCCAUUUUGUAUAAUAUUGCUUUUCCCCUGUCCAGCUUGUUACUCUGUGGCAUAAUGGCAGUUCUGAAUGGAAAAUAUGAUGAUGCUGAAGUUUUCUUUGAAGACGCUACCUGUGUGGAUCCUACAAGUACCUUAGCGCGGACAAUGUUAGGUAAGAGCUCCUCUUAACACGUUUGUACACUGAGAAGGAUCUAAGCACUAUGAUCUCUAAAUUUUGCCUCCUCAUCUUAAUCUAAUGUAUAUUGACAAGUCCAUUCAUAUUCAGUUCUGUCACCCUCUCUGUGUACCUCUUAGCAUAGGGUCCCAGGAUGCAUGUAUUGGACAACUUAAACCUUAAUAGAGAGUAACCCCCUCCAUUUAGAGGAUGGGUUCCUUGGAAUGAGGCCCUCUUGCUGAGAUUGGUACCGAUAAGUAGUAUAUAAGUCUUCAUUUAGAGGGGAACUCCAACCAAAAAGAGGUAAAGUUACAGGGCUUUAACUCUGUUUGUGUAGUGUUUCAAACUGUAACAAACUCCAAGCAUCCUCAAAACGUAAAAUCACUGAGGUGUUCAUGGUGCCUGGAAUAACCCUUUAAACUUCAGCCCUCAAGAAGACCGGGCCAGGAAGGAAAAGACAGGAACAAGACAGGACCCAAGCUGGCCAUCACAAAUUCCAUUAAAACCAACAUCAAUCAGGAACAUUACAUAGUUGGGUGAACAUGAAUAAAAAUGUUUUGUUUUUUAAAUUUCUAUUGAUUGGCUUCAAUGUCUGUGUUGCUCAGCCAAUGAGAGAUGAAUGUGCUGACAUGAAUCACUUUCUACAUAUUAUAUGACUCUUUCUUGUUGUCACUGUGAACAUGGCUUUGAAGUCCUAUACAGAUAGUAAGAGGACGUAGGAUUCUCAAAGUUAGCUCCAUUCUUAUGGAAUAGGCUGCUUCCCCCAUCAGACUUUCCUGUAAUCUUCAAUCCUUUAAGAAGUCUUAUCAAACUCAUCUUUUCAGGCCAGCCUAUAGCCUCCCGGCUAAUGUUGACGAGGUCACAUACCAGUAAGGGAAGUCAGAUAGUCGUCUUAUCCAAUUUGUGUUUUAAUACAGGAGUCCAGAUUAUACACUCCAUGGUCAGAGUCCGGUAAUACAAUAAGGGCCUGUACAUGAUCCGAGAGAGGGUCCAAAUAUAACAAGUCGAUUAGAAUCUGGUGUAGCAGCCUGAGGCAGUUAUUAAAUAAUGAGGAGGUAGGAACGUGGAAACAAUCUGUAGGUUUGGAGUUGGUGAAAUGAGAGGUAGUUUUAUAGAGAGGUUCUUUCAGAAUUCAGAGGUUUUUUAAUUGUGGUGGGGCCUGUGUAAGGAAUAUCUAGGAAGGAGUACAGAGGUUAAAGUGGCAAAUACGGUUAGCAGUUCGACACAGUUAUUAGUGCAAGGAGAUCCUAGCGGGUUUAUUUAAAUAGACUGAUGUUACAUGAUACCGCCAGGAUUCCUACAUUAUGUUACAUCAGCAGAGGAAAAGCGCAUUUCAUCAACAAGACAUGCAACAUGUUAAAGCUGUCUGCCCCCUGUCUUUUAAUAUAUAAUUGUAAAUCACUGCUGAAUAUGUUGGCGAUAUAUAAAAGCCAAUAAUAAUGUUUGGGUGAUAUAAUACCAUCUCUGGAUUCUGGAGACCUUUAUACCUUAAUGUACCACCUGAUCUUUGAGCUUUGUACUUGGCAUUAACUGUUUACGCUUAUACUGCAGGGCUGUUUUAUGAAAUCCAAGGCAAUGAUAUCCGGAUGGAAAUGGCUUUCUCCGAUGCUAACAAACUGUGCCAACCCAAGGAAGCGAGCGAAAGGCCUUCACCUGCAACAGACACUGUAGACCCUGAUAAUGCGCCAGUAGCAGAGGAGGAAACCAGCGAAAAAGGUAACAUUAAUUGAGACGAGCCCUCUCUGGUUCCUUGUUCUGGCUGGGAACCACUGCUGUCCAAUAGGCAUUCUGUAUUCGGCAGUUGGUCUCCUUUGUUGCUCUGGAGGAAAGAUCUCCCCAAUGAACAUCCUUUUCAGAAACCUAAAUAGCUUACAAUUCUUGUUGUCCUUCAUGUUUGUGUUCUUUCAAGCCCAUAAAAUAAAUACUUACAUUUUAAACUCCGUUUAUAUUCAGCGCCGAGUGAGGUUCUUCUCCUCUCUUUCCAUGCCCGGCCAUGACUCCGUCUCUCCGAGGUGCUAGAGAGGCAUUUGACUGGAUCGGUUUUCCAGGCUCAAAAUUCAUGUAAAAAAAAACCAAAAAGGAUCAUUUCAGUAAAUGGAGGGAGGCGGGGAGGAAACGCAGGAGGAAGGGAGGUGACAUUGAAGCUUUUCCUUGCAUGCGCGCUACCUGCAAUGGUAGAAGAUGAAUAUGUCCAGCGCACUGACAACAGACGUCAUUUUUGCACAGAAUUAUUAUUAGGCAGUGCUAACAAGUCCCCGGCACAAAAGUGCAGAUUAUACUCAAGCAGAAACACUGCACAUUCAGGUUUCUACCACAAUGGCCACUUGUAAAAGCAGAAGUGGUCAUGGUGUUGGAUUAACCCUUAUACAUAAUUUGUUUUGGUGCAACUGAUUGUUAUGGUCUCCCGUGUUACAUGGUAACUUAUCGUGUGAUGCAUAUUCUGUUCUAGGAGCAUCUGCCAGCGUCAGCACAGACAGCAUCCCACCACCUGAAGCCCGCAGUAUUUUCAUGGAACUGGCACAAUUCCUGGCACAGGCUAAUGCCACGCAGGUCAGAACCUUAUCCUUGGGAACCUUGGGUACUGGUUAACCCUUUGCAUGCCUGCAUGGCCGUACAUACUGAAAGGGAUAAAGAAGACAGUUAAACAUGUUUAGAUGAUUUUCAAUAUCAAAUACCAAAAUACCACUAGCAAGUGUCUGUACAAUGUUUUAAUAACUGUAUCCCUGUAGUGCUUUUACCUCCCAGUAAUGUGCAGGCAGACAGGAUUUGAAAAUAUAAAGCUUGAUGUUUUUCACUCCUCCAAGCCAACAUAAUAUGGGCGUUAAAGCUGCUUCCGUACUCCUAGGUAAAUCCAGCCGAGUUACUCCUCUGAAAUUCUGUUUGUUGUACAGUGUACAGACGGGUGCCCCUUAAGAUCAAUAUUACUCCCAAUAUCCAAGCAGUGAUUUCACUUAAAAUAUAAUGAUUAUUGCAAAAUAUUUCAAAUCGCUGGCAGUCCAUCAUAGGAAUGGGGAAAAGAGAUAAAAUACAAAGAAAUAACCUAAUGAAUUUUAUAUAUACAACUGUACAUAUUAAUAUUUGAUUAGCACACCUUAGAUUAAUACAAAUUCUGUUGUUUUUUUCAUUGUUUUCAACCUCCUUUUUUGUUUUUCCUGUGACUUUAAAUAUUUUCAAUUAAAAUUAAAUUAUUCUCUAUAUGCAGUUUGUACACAGGGCCCUGGCUCAUGAGUUACUCUGUCCGGAUGGAGACCGGAGCUGCAAAUACCGCCUGCUGCGAGCUCAGAUGCAUCUUCAGAGAAAGGAGUUUGAAGAAGCCAAAGAAAACCUUGAUGCGGCAUUGCAGGUUGACUACCAGGUAUACCUGUUAACCAACUGUCACUAUAACUAACUGUGAUAAAGGCAACAGUUACUCUUACAGUGACACAGUGCCAGAACUGGAAAAGUCUCUCUUUUUUAAAAAUGUUUGCAGGUCUGUGAUUUGUUUACAGUUCCAUGCCAUUCUGUUUAUGAUUGGUAGCCAAUACUGGUAGUGGAGAGACUGAAAGACUCUGGUUGAAACAUACAGAUAUUGUAGACCGUAUAUUCAGAUUGAUUAAUAUAAUUCUCUGCUUACUGCGCAGUGCCCAGAUAUCUGGGCUUUCCUUGGACACCUGCACAUCCAGACCGGUAACAGGAGCGAUGCUCGGGACUGCUACGAACACACACUGAACCUGGUAGAUGAUGCGUCAGACAUGCACCCGGUCUUUCUGCGUCUGGGAUCCAUUUAUCUGGAGGAAGGAGAGGUAACGUUGAGAUAUUAAGACAUUUAUGUCAGUCUAUCACUGGGGUCAAUCCUAUUCUAGCAAAAAUCGAAAUCUCCUUUAUGUUAUCUUUCUGUGAAUGAUACAUACACGGUUAUUUACUAAAGGGAGAAUUUAAAGUAUAUUAAAAUUUUAGGCCAAACUAGACAAGCUUAAAGCACAGCUGACUUCAAGCAUUUCCCAAUUUGUCUGUUUACAUUUUCAGUUUUAGUAAAUAACCCUGAUAGUGUAAUCACUAUAAACUAUGUAAAAGAAAAACCUCCCCCCUAGAACUUUAUGUAAAAUGUGUUAAUUUAUAAAAUGUUGACAAAUGUUCAAAACAAAACAAACAUGCAGGAAAGAACUGUAUUAAAUGAAUAGGUCCUCCCAGAUUCCUCAGGUUCACAAAUUAUUCUCAUCGACAUCAUGCGUAAAAUCAUCCUGACUAUUCAUUUCUUUAUUUUGUAUGAUGAUAAAAACCUAUUGCCCCAUAGAGUGAAGCUAAUGUGAUUUUCGGGACCCAGACUUUUGUCUCUUUGUCACAGUAUGAAAAAGCUAAGAAGACGUACCUGAUGGCCUGUAAACGAUCCCCUACAUGCCUUAGUUGGCUGGGAGUUGGCAUCGCGUGCUAUAGGGUAAGGUUUAUCAAACUACAUUAUUUAAGAGUUAACUAUGGUGCUUUAACUGCCAAUGUUUUACACUAUGUGGUGUAAAUCUAAUUGUGUUACUCAGAUUGUUUGGCACCUUUUGAACAUGUGACAAAAAAUGGAUUGGAGGAUGCCCACUUUUGUUUCCGAAUAAAUCCCAUUUUUCUUCAUUAAAUAGUGAAUUGUGGUCUGUACAUUCAUUGAUGUGAGAAAAAUAAAAUUAAAUGUAGAAAACCACACUGCUUUAUAUAUCUCUGUCCUGGACCUGGCCGCCUCUAUCUUAGCUCCCUGUCAGUCAUUGUAAGACGCUCUGCCCUUUUUCUGUGAUGUAAAAAUAACAGUCGUUACACCUGACAGUCAGAGAAUAUCUUCAUGGAGGCAAAGAUAAUCCAUGGCCAGGAGUGAUCAUAGCAAGGGGAGGGGGAGAUACUGAAAUAAUGUUUCUAUUCUCCUCCAAUACAGUGAGUGCCCUGCCCAGGGAAGGCCUGUUAGAUGAGUACAGACGAUGGCUAUUUUUGUGCAAAUUACUCCCAGAUCUCAGUGUGGCCAGUCCUAUUCGCACAAAGCAUGCAAUGUGUGGAUCUGACAGACAGAAGUAGCUGGAGUUGCAAGGUGUCUGCAACCUUCCUGAGUGUGAUUAACCUGUGCAGUUAGGGGACGCAGACUUCAGCUUCCUGUGAUUACAUUGCCAACAUUGAGAAUGUAAUGAGCAUGGCCUUACCUGCGCUCACCUGUAAACAAUUUCAGGGAAAUCCGAUUUACUCAUCAUAGUCUAGUACCGUCACAUGACUAAAGGUUAACACAAGUUCUAUGUGAUUUUACAAUGUUUUAUCCAAAGGUGUAAUAUUAGCAGGAUGUUAUGUUAUUUACUAACUUUAUCAGAGUACUAUCUCAUGUCUUUAUUCUAUGUCUCCUGUUCAGCUGGAGGAGAUGGAGGAGGCGGAAGGUGCUCUGUCUGAAGCCAAUGUUCUCAAUAAUCACAACCCUGAGGUUUGGGGAUACCUUGCACUUAUCUGCUUGAAGGUAGGUAACCAGUGCUCUGAUAUUGAUAGGAGGGCAAAGGAUGGGAAAAUCUGUCUGAAACAAUGAGGCUUUGAUUACGGGUGGAUGCAGCAGGAAACUUGUGCUACCAAAAUACAUUCUUUAUGGCAAACUUUGCAGUGCUGAGGUUUGUAUUCUACAUUUCCCAGAAUGCUUAGCCUUGACAUGUCUAGUAUAGCCAUCAGUACUAUAACUCUGGGCUGAAGAUUUCAGGUACGAGGCUACGAGCUGGGUAUAGUUGUUACCUUCUACCUCAAAACCCACGCAGAAUGUUCUUUAAUCUGUACAGUGACAAGUUAUAAACACCUAUCUCCUCUAGUUGAAGCCAGUUAUGCAAAGCAAAUAAAGAAAUACUUUAUGUCAUUGCUCCAUACUCACACAAGGAAAUAUCACAAGGGAUUGUUGUGAAUAGCUGAGCUGGACAUAUUUUGUCCACUUUGGGUAUUUUUUACUAAAAUGUAAAAUUCCCUAAUUAAUGUUUGAAAAUUCCUAGUUUUGAGAGUGUCUCAUACAGGUAGAUAACCAAUAAACGAUUUUGUACAAAAAGCUUCAUUACUUUAUCGCUGUGUCUCGUGGUUUUAUUCUACAAACAGACCACGGCAUCGGCUUGAAAGGGUAUUUUAAGCUGAAUAUUUAAUCAGUGGAUGUUAUAAGGUUUUUGUUCUUUUUCAUUGGACCCAAACACAGUGAAUAUAUAAAUGUAUAGUGAAAUAUGGAAUCACCAUGUGAAUCUCUGAGAAUAACACUGCAUUUCUAGGAAAAUAUGUACCCAAACGUUUUGCAAUGUGAAUUCUGCAAUUUGAGUGCCAGUGACAAAUAUUUGAUAUACUCAUUCCUCAAACAUGGCUUAAUUAGAUACAUUUUACUUGCUUAACGGGAGUUACGGAGAUUUCCUUGUUGGCUCUCCUUGUGAACCAGAAGCAAUCCCAGUUGUGUUUAUAACCUACAACAUAUUUGCAGUACACUAUUUGUGCACAGUAAUCACUGCACACACUAGACCUUUUCUUAGAGCAGGGGUAAGCAAACUUCCACGCUUCAGAUUUUGUGGACUCCUCCCAUGAUGGUUUGCUAGCAUUAUGGCUGUAAGGGCAUUAUUCUACAACAUCUUCAGUGCCGAAGGUUGCCUAGAUAGUCAUUCGGUGAUUUGAAAGGAGCAAACAUUUGUCCCUAAGAGAAUUGAGUUGUCAAUGGUUUUAAUUCAGUUACAGAUUUUAUUUAUGUGACAGGUCUGGCAGUUUAUGUAAAUUACAUUAACCCGCAAUGUACAGUAGUAUUGUAGGAAUGUCCUAUCAUGCAUGCUAACACAAAGUGCCGUUGAGGUAAGUAUGCUUUUUACUUAUCUCCAUCGCACUAUUCACCCCAGUAAAUUCUUCCUUAGGGAACGAGGAACUGUUCCUGUUGGAGAAGUGGCAGUUCCUCUUUAAAAAUAAAGGAAAUAUUAUGCUUUCUCAUUAAUGUAAUGUCCUCUUAAUCCAUCCGUCCAUCAUGUUGUUUAAACCCUGCUGGGUAUCUAGUGGCCUCGACUGUGUCUGAGCAUGGUGCAUUAUAUCACAUAUCUCGUGGUCCAAUGUGAAUGGGUGUAUAUGGCUCAUGUCUUGCUAUGAUCACUGACACUUGAUGUUUGUUCUAGACCGGGAAACAGCAGGAGGCAGAGCAAUGCUACAAAUACACCUCAAAGGUCAGUACGGGGCCCUGCACUCCCCCUAUCUCUGUAUUGGACUUGCACUCCUCCUGUCUCUGUAUUCACAUCCUCAUGUCCUCUCUUUCCUUACAGCUAAACUUACAGAAUACAUCGCUGCUCGCAGAGAUCCGCCAGUUACAACAGCAGGUCGGCUUUGGAGAUCCAUCUUUCUGACACCAUUCUUCCUGUGUACCAUGGGACAGUGCCAGGACUGUAACAAAUACAUGAUGCAGUAACUGCUACAGAGAUAUUCAAACAGCAGUGUCCACCUUAAAGUGCUUCCACGCUGAAUGUAAUAAACCUUCCACAUGUACAGCUCAGUGCCAGUGUAUGCCAUCAUUCAAUCUGUGGGUUAAUAACCCUAUCCUAACAACCAAAUAUUUGAUCAAUUAGUAGUUAUUUUAUUUACCAUCAGCGGAGCUUUCAACACACAAAUUGUUUGUAACAGAUAUGCCAUGGUCCUACAUUUGAAGAAAUGAAUCGCCAUAUCCACCAUAUUGAGUAAAGGUGUGUCACAUCCACCAUAGCAAUGCACCACACAGGGCUAUCAGAUCCAUUGUGGCAUCCUGGACACAUGUCACAUCUUGAUGGACAGCGUGUGAAAAGUACUGUCUUUCGGUAUGGAGAAUUUAUCCUGGGCAGGAAACAAAUCGACUUCUUAAUCAAGAAACUGACUUCAGUCUAUAGAUUUCCUUCCUGUAGCCUAUAGAAGAUAGAUAUAUAUAUUGAUAUUUCAGGGUAGCAUUUUUCACCAGCAUGAAGUAGUGAUAUGUCCAGGAAAACAUGGCGGAUCUUGCAAAUCCAGUAUGACGUCAUGUGACAGUACAAUAUACGCCAUCUCCAGAUAUUUGGAUGUGUUAAAUAAGCUCCUGUAAGUUAAACUGUGCAUUUAUUACACAAGAACAAUAAAUAAUUAAUUUACUGAUAACAGUUUUAUCUCAUUUUCGCUGUAUUGAGUUUUGAAAGGGUAUUAAUGUGGUGGCCUCACUAGAUGCUAAUUUAAUGAUUAUGCCCUUUCUCAAUGUGCUGAGAUUGUCGCCAAUCAAUAUAAUGAUAACUACUAGUCUGAC
Messenger RNA from Pelobates cultripes (western spadefoot toad), 37657 nucleotides. The record is from the annotation of a GenBank genome assembly. Lineage: Eukaryota; Metazoa; Chordata; Amphibia; Anura; Pelobatidae.